GUAAGUGUCUCUUCAGCUCCUCCUCUCAGACCGCACGCGGAACACUGCUGAGGAAAACACUGCACUUGCUGGAAAAGUCUCUGCAAAAAGUGAAAGACAACAAGAAAGUCUAGCGCGCUGACGUUGUUUAAAAUGUCCGGAGACGCGAAGAAAUUCACUUCAUUCGACAAAGGUAUCAAUUUGGUGUCAAAACCAAGCGAUCUCGAUGAAUAUGAUGAUGAUCCAGAUGUUUUAAGAGCUGUGUUAUCCUGCGGUCACAUCACUGAUCCAGAGACACUGACAGACUGCUGCAGAGCUCAGAUGGAUGAUGGAAAGACCGAAUUCAAAUGUCCGCUGUGUGAGAAGAAAUGGCCAUAUGAUGAAGUGCGAAAACUGGCGAAACUUUCAGAUGAUGAAACAUUAAUUUUUGAGGACAAGGUUGGGACAAACACGGUUAAGAAGUUAGUCGACUUCAGGGGUUGUCCUGGUUGUGGCACCUUCGUUGAAAGGUUGGAUGUGUCCAAUCUCUGUGUAAAAUGCUCAGUUUGCACAGAAAGGACCAGAAAAAGCUAUCAUUUCUGCUGGCAGUGUCUGAGAGAGUGGAAAGGACCCGGACCUCGUGCUGAUCGAUGUGAUAAUGUGGGAUGUGCCAUUGACCAGAAACUGCUCAAAGAUUGUCCACUGAUCACUUUAACAUCAGUUCAAAAUGUGCAGUGUCCAGCAAUCCGUGCUUGCACGUCUUGUGGCGUGCUAACUGAACACAAUAACAAGGGACAUAAAAUUAUAGAAUGCCAUGCAUGCAAUAACCGAUUUUGUUUUAUCUGUUUAAAGCCUGCAGAUGAGUGUAUAAAAUCAGCAACCCAUUACAUUAAAUGCACAGCUGGGGUUGCACCAAGACAAGCUGAUUAACAUAUGUGCAACAAAAUUGAUAUCAUUAAGAGUGCACAGAAAGCAUGGUCUCCCAUGCAUUAAAUUUGCAUUUAUUUAAUUUAUGACAUGUUUAGCUAUUUGAAAAUAUAAAUAAAUAUUUUUUUCUCUGAAAAUUUGUACAUAAACAUUAAUAAAAAUAGUUAAUAUGAAUUGAGGAAAUUAUUCUGCAGUCUUUUAAAGAUAUAUAAUUGCUUUUUAUGAUUAAUAGAGUUAAUUUAGGCUAUUAUUAAUUUAGAAGCUCAAACAUUCCUGAUGUAGCCUCACUGAUUCUCACAAGUCACGAAAACAUUUGAUUUUCCCUUUACCAAAUAAUUGCUCUUUGUAUGUGUGAAUAAAGACCUAAAAUAAAAUCUGCCUGUCCGUCUUUCUAUCCUAUAUUAAUUUUUUAGACAAAGCUUUAAGCCAAUAUAUAUUUUGUUGUUCAGACUUUUCAAUCUAUUUGUAAAAUCAAUUCUUCUUUUUUUUUUUUAUUCAUUGUGGAUUC
This is a messenger RNA of Carassius carassius (crucian carp), 1393 nucleotides long. RefSeq names its product E3 ubiquitin-protein ligase RNF19B-like. Bases 133 to 888 code for a protein of 251 amino acids. Gene Ontology annotation, biological process: regulation of mitochondrion organization; protein polyubiquitination; regulation of apoptotic process. The transcript has 5 exons. Gene Ontology annotation, molecular function: ubiquitin protein ligase activity; ubiquitin conjugating enzyme binding; zinc ion binding. Gene Ontology annotation, cellular component: ubiquitin ligase complex; endoplasmic reticulum; cytosol. The record is from RefSeq and is a predicted model, not a curated record. Lineage: Eukaryota; Metazoa; Chordata; Actinopteri; Cypriniformes; Cyprinidae.